Messenger RNA from Suillus paluster, 2800 nucleotides. Its product is annotated as Sec34-like family-domain-containing protein. The transcript has 11 exons. The record is from RefSeq and is a predicted model, not a curated record. Bases 35 to 2503 code for a protein of 822 amino acids. Gene Ontology annotation, biological process: intracellular protein transport; intra-Golgi vesicle-mediated transport; Golgi organization. Gene Ontology annotation, cellular component: membrane; COG complex; cis-Golgi network. Lineage: Eukaryota; Fungi; Basidiomycota; Agaricomycetes; Boletales; Suillaceae.
AGCUCCACGUUAUGUUCUGGUGAGAACAAGCGUAAUGUCAAAGACACCUGGACCUGCACCCCACCGUCGUGUGGGCAUUCCUACUGCAUCUACACCACGACCCAAGCCACAGCUCACCAUCGAGGAAUGGGAAGCCAAAGCACCUCUCAGCGACCUAGCACUCAAGAGCGUCGCGGCGAUCAAAGCCGCCAGCGAGAAAACGCCUCUCCCACUCAAAUUUAGCGUCGACGAAGACGAGACCUCACGUCCCUCUACACCGAAUCUACGAGGGAAGCUCGCAUCAGUGUCGCGUCCCUCAACGCCGGUGCCAGGCUUUACUCGCCAGUUUGCCAGUCAUGCGCUGCAUCCGAAGCAGCCAGUACAAACGCCCCAGCAAUUCUAUGACUGGUUUGCACAGAUUGAUAGGUCCGUAGCACAUAGCCAGGAAGCGCACUUCCGCGCUCAUGUCGCCAUGGUAUCCGAACACCUGAACACAGCAGACACACUUAUUGAGCGUAUAGAUGAGGUUGACCGGGAGGUUGGUGGCCUACUUGAAGGCUGGCGAAGCGUGGAGGAGGGCGGAAAGAAUCUGAAGGAUGCAUGUGAGCGAUUGCUAGAGGAAAGAGACAGGCUUCUUGAACUCACUGAGGAAAUCGGAGCUAGGCUUGAAUACUUCCAAGAACUAGAACACGCGACGCGCAUGCUCAAUCAUCCUGGAGAGUCCCUUGUCCUUCAAACCGACUUCCUGUAUAUGGUAGAACGUGUGGACAUCUGUAUAGAUUAUCUCAAGGCUCAUCGAUAUUACAAAGAAGCGGAGGUAUACCUACUCCGCUUCCAGCAGUGCAUGACUAGAGCCAUGACGCUCAUUAGGAUGUUUUUCGUUGGAUCGCUAAGGGCCUUGACUGCCGACGUGUCCAGAAGACUGUCAGAGAAGGAUGUGUCCUCGACAGCACAGAUGCAUUUGCUUUACACUAGGUUCCGCAGUGUCACUGCUCAGCUUGCUCCUUUACUCGGCGAAUUAGAGCGUCGUGCCGAGGCUCACCCAGAGGACUUGUCGGCUCUGCUGUCAGAAUGUCAUUCUGCUUAUUUUGCAGCACGUAAGGGUCUAUUGGUGGGACGCUUGAUGGAAGAAAUACGUGGGCUUGACCCAACUCACACUGAACUAGUUGAAUUAACGAAUGCUGGUUGCAGUUAUCUGAAGCAACUCUGCACAGACGAGUUCAAUCUCUACCGAGAAUUUUUCAACUCUGGCGAGGAUCACCUCUACACUUAUCUUGAGAACUUGUGCGACUACCUUUAUGAUGACCUACGUCCCCGGAUAUUGCAUGAGACUCGCCUCACAACUCUGUGCGAAGUAUGCACGGUGCUUCAAGCUCUAAUGGUCCUCGAUGUAGCGGAGUUCCUAGGGGAACCUUCUGAUGAAGACAACUUGAUUGUUGAUUUUGAUCAGCCAAAGCCCAAAGGUCUAGGGCAACUGCAUAUCAGUCACCUUCUGCAGAUGGUCCUCCAGGAUGCGCAAACUCGAUUGUUCUUCAAAGCGCAGUCCGUUAUUCAGGCUGAUAUUCGGUAUUACACACCGAAACCAGAAGACCUGGCGUAUCCUGAUAAACUCAUCGCUGCACGGAAGCCUGUUUCUCAGUACAACAUCAAGGAGAAGGAAAGCGUGAGCCGACUCUUCCAGCUACCCUCCUUAGACAAGAAAGAAACGUGGUUUCCGGCCUUGCAAAAGACAGUAUGGGUAUUGUCUCAACUGCAUGACUUCGUCAAGCCAGCUAUUUUUGAAGAUAUUGCCCACGAGGCCGUCAGCCUUUGCCGUCAAUCGCUGGUCACUUCGUCCAACUUGAUCGGACAGAGAAGUUCUACCGGCGUGCUAGAUGGCCAGCUAUUUCUCGUUCGCCAUCUCCUGAUUUUGAAGGAGGUUGCAAACAAUUUGGAUUAUACCCCGAAGGAUGCAGAGCCGAGGACUGAUAUAGGCGGCGUGACGGAUACCUUGGCAUCUGUUCUGAAUCGCACGACUGCGUUGCUACCAGAUGCUCUUUUCGCUUCAUUGGGAAUGCCUCGAGGGCACGAUAUCCUUUCGGAUUCUCGACAUGACAUAGACCAAGAUCUGAAACACGCCUGCCAGGAAGUCAUCUCGUUCUGUGCAAGACUGCCCUGCGACCCUCUCCAAGAGUGGGUGGACCGCGUGCGAGCAUUCAACGAUGCCCGCGUAGCGUUCUCUUCGGGGCAACAGGCUCCACUCCUGACGGAGCAAGACUGGGCAAAGCAGGCGGUCGCAGAGAACCUUCAUGGAAGCUUCGUCGAGGCUUGCGAACGGGAUCUACGGUCAUUUGUGACAAAGCUACGGUUGUACCUCGAGGACGAUCGAACGGUGUCUGUGCUGGUCACGCAUAUAGAAGAGGCGAUUAUUGAUGACUACCUCAAGUUCCGAAAUGUGGUAUGGAAUAUGUACGCGGGCGCGAUGAAGACUGUUGUGUUUUCGCAGGAAAGCCUGCGGGAUUAUUUGAAGAGUAUAUGUAGUUGACGUACGCCGUACUUUGCUUCAAUCUAAGGCGAAUAUUUCUCUUAUUGACCUUGUCUUCCCGGAGGUACAUAUAUUAAUGACCAUGUCAAACACAAUACUACAUAAAGGCUGGAAAGAACAUCGUCCAAACUUGAUAUCAAUAGUGUUCAAAAGUCUGUAAGUCUAGAAGGACGAGGCGAUUUACUAUUAGGAGUUGAUGUCAUGAUGAUCAAAGAUCUUUCACUAGCUUUGAAAUCAACGUUAUGAACCCCACGAAGAGAUUUAUGACGCUGUAAACCCCACUUUAAUAAAAUUGCG